Molecule: messenger RNA, 4371 nt
Organism: Auanema sp. JU1783
Lineage: Eukaryota; Metazoa; Nematoda; Chromadorea; Rhabditida; Rhabditidae
Source: the annotation of a GenBank genome assembly
AUGCGUCGAACUGUAUCAAUGGAACAUGCUACUAAUAUUCUGUCGACAAACAUCCCUUCGGAUGAUGACUCCUCGGCUGACGAUGAGAUGACGUCAUUUCGUUCGUCUGAGGCAAUCCCAGCUUUACCUAAACCUUCAUCAGCUGAUUCACUUCCAAACUAUUACUCAAACCCCCCUCUUUCUAAUAAAAUUUUGAAUUCAGAAUAUUUAACAGCAUUAUAUCAAAAUGCUAGAAGAAGCUCUACUCCGGACGAUAACGAAGAGAAACUCGAAGUAUCGCCACCUCAUUCGUUAAGAGUACCAACCGUAGGCUCUUCUUCUUCUCUUUUAAGUCCAAGAACUGUUCACUCCUGUGACUUUGAAACUUCAAAUCAGUCUAACGCUAUUCGUCUAGUAGCUAGUGCGGCAGAGUUGACUGGUAGCAAAGGAUCUAGUAGUGACGUUUUUCGUAAUGACACAAAGAGUAGUAUGAUUAGUUCCGAAGCUUUAAUUCCUGUAAAACGGGAGAGCGAACGCUCUUUUUUCGUUGAUGGUUCGCUAGAAUCUUUACAAGAAAAUGAACGGUCAAAUUCAUCCUUGAUGCAUCAACAUUGCUCCGACAUUCCACACGAUGAAGUAUCAUCUUCUACAGGUUCUCUGUGUGGCUUAAGUUAUGCUCACAAGAGAUCAUUCUCAGCUGAUGUUGUGCCAGGCACAAGUGAAGAGCAACCAGAUCCUAACAUAGAAAACGUCUUUCACAGUCGAGCCAAAUCUCAGGACUCUAUGACAAAACAAGACAGUACUAAUUUGAAUAAUAGUUUACCAUUCUCCUCUCCCGAAACUGAGGAGAUACCCAGAGCGAAUGAUGCUGCAGUUUAUUCUUCUGCUGGAUCACCAAAUAUGGAAGUACUCAACUCAUCUGUUGAACCUCUACCAGAUUCUCCUUGGGUUGAUGACCAAUUGUCUCCAACUAGGAUAUUUGAUUUUCCUGAUAAUAGACCAAGAAACCAUGUUGACUUACCAGCUAUAAGUGAAGAAUGCGAACAGGAUGCUAUUCCGCGUUCUAUUGAGCUCACAGAGCUGAUUGGUAUGUAUGAUCCAGACGUUUGUUCACCAACGACGUUCUCACAAAAAGAUGAUUUGUCUAUCAGCCCUGUUAAUAGUCCACCAAUUCCAAUACAUAGGAGAGUAGUCAGCGAUAAUCAUAUUUUAUAUGGAAAUAACAACGAUUUUGAAAUGAAAGUAGAGGUUCGUCCUCGGGAACAUUCAACUCGUACGGGUACAGUAUCUAGUCGAUGUAAAAGUCAAGUCAUGUUAAAUAAAGCCGAAGAGCUAGAAGGAGCUAAAGUUGAACGAAACCUCAGUAGUUCUGAUUCUGCUUUAAAUAUAGGUUUAGAAGCUCCCGAUGUUCCAACAGUCCCCCCUCCUGUUGUUAUUUCGAGGAAAAAUUCAACAGCACAAGCCAGCUCAUGGCAACGAUUCUUACCGUCAGGUGGAGCGAAUCCGCAUAAUGUUAUUAUUCCAUCAACAGCAAGUAUCCCCACGCGGACUAUCAAGCGCACUGAAUCAUCAGUUGAUAAUCUCAAUGUGUCGUCAUUAUCCCGGCAUGUUGAUGCUACUUCCGGCAACGGUUCAGCAACUUCUUUUAUGCGACGUAGCCUGCGCUUUUUGUCGAACGUUGGCUCUCGUGCCAGUGGAUCCCCACGAAGUCUUGACUAUGAUUUGCUUUCGUCCGUUUCUCCGUCCAGCACGACUAUCAUCCAAGAUGAAUUUCCAACACUACGUAGAAGAGCCACUGCACCACAUAGGAAAUCGAGUCGAAGAAAAGCUAGGUCGGACCGAUCGCGUAUUGAAAAGAAAAAGGAGAAGGGAUCUUCGGAACCCUUUUUCUUCAGCUUACUGGGUACCCGCGGUCGAGCUAAAAAAAGUAAGGAGAGACCAAGUGUGGAUAGUAUAUUUUCUAAUGCAUCUAGUCGUAAUCUACCACAAUCUGCUUCAUUUCCUUUGAGACGGCCUGGAGAUUCGCACAGACCAGGAAUCCCUGCUUUUGCUGAAGGCUUACCUGACAACAUAUCCCGCGUAUUCUCACCUACAGACCUCGAUGAAGGCGGAGAACCAGAGAGAACAGAUCUCCACAGCCAACUGCUCGAAAAUCCAAAAUGGUCUCGCUUAGGCUUAUUUACUGACAUGGAAUACCAAACUUGGCAUGAGAAAUAUCGGCAUGAUAAACUAAGUGAAAAAUUAAUCAAAAAGCAAGAUGCUAUAUAUGAACUAAUAAUGAUAGAACGUCAGCAUUGUGCUAAUCUCGUCUUUCUGCAACAAGGUUAUCGUAUGAGACUGUUGGAAGAGAAUGUUCUCUCUCAAGCCGAAGUUAAUGCUUUAAUACCCGAUGUGAUUGAUGCUUUAUUGCUAUUUCAUUGCAAUUUAUUGGAACAGCUCAUAGAGAGACAGAAAAGCUCUGACGAGGUCGAAACUAUAUCUGACAUUUUGGCCCGAGAACUGUCUGAUGAAGGGAGUCAUACGGCCGUUUGCAUUAAUGCCUAUACAACAUUCGGAACUGCGAAGCAGAAAGCUGAACAAACAUUCUCAAACCUGAAAGCAAAAAAUUCCAAAUUCACGGAAUUUCUCAAGAACUGUGAAAUGGAUAAACUGUAUCGACGUUAUGAGUAUAAAUCAAUAAUGGCGAAGAUUAUUGGUAGGCCCACGAAGUACUGUCUUCUGUUGGAGACAAUUGCUAGAAAUGAACUGAACCAAUUUUCUAAAUUCUCAGAAUAUACUUCAGCAGCUAACCAGGCUGCUAAACGAUUCGCACUUAGAAUCGACCAGAACUUAAUGGUUGCUCAGUUGGCAAGACAUUGGGAGAAAGUUCGAAGCCAUUUCGAUAUGAACAGUUAUACUUGUAUCUACAUUCCUGAUUCCCAAGGAGGGUCUGUAUGCUUGAAGUGGACGCUGUACGACAUUUGCUCAGAGAUUAAUGAAAAUGGGAGAAGGCUGAUGUGUUUGGGAGAUGUUUGGUGGAAGGUCCACUCAGGUGGUUCUGCUAAACUCAACCCAGUCACAAUGGUUCUCUUUGACGACAUUCUGGUUUUGUUAGUCAAGAAAAAUACAAAAAUGGCUUUCGCCAGCAAUGAUCAAGCCGUAUUGCCUGUCUCCAACCUUAUUCUCCGAACUUCCGGCAAAGGACAAUCGAUCAUGCUUGCUUCAGCCGUGAAACCAACCUUACUAGAAUUUGAAUUCCACACAAAAUCUGAUAUGGCAAAAUGGUCCACUGUUCUUGACAACUGCAUAAACGUGACUCGAAUUCCAAUUCGUCUGUCAUAUAAUAAUGAAGACAAGAUCGUCAUGCAAGAAGAGAGGAAGAUCAAAGAAGAGGAAGAAAUGUGGUUCAGAAAGUUAAACAAGCUCUUUGCUGAACGUUGCGACCAGGAAAAGAUGUUAGCUGAUUAUUUGGCUUCCCGAAGAAGGUUUCUCGAAGAAUUGAAAGCUCAUGUGUACUCACUGAGUUGGUCCGGGAGAACGGAUCUCCAAGAAAGAGUACGAGAUGCUAUAAAAGUAAAAUUCAGAGAUUUACGCAAUUCGCGAACUGUACCAUUAAACAAAUUAGUCGAAGAUAUGUCGCGAGCGAAAGAGCUGGAAUUGCUUAAUUUCUUUAAUGAUGAGUUCGUGGACGGGAAUGAUUCGGAUAGUUCAAACUCUGAUAGUUCCACUGGAAAAGGGGUUCGUCCAAGAAGAAUCAAAACGUUCAACGGAGCUACAGAUGCUUCUAGCAAAGGAAAACUCCAACUUCGUAGACACACCACAGUUCCUCGUAUGAGCGAAAGCAGUGAAAAUGGGGUUCCUGCAACUAGAAAUUCUCUUGAGAUCAGAAGGGAGAAGGACGAGAUCGACGAGCAAAUUCAUCAGAUGCCGCUUUCUCAGCCACUGUCAACUCGUCGUGGAUGUUCGAGACUAAUUAAGGACUGCGAGAGACUGAAAACAGAGAAUAUCUUGUUGAAGAACGAACUUGCUCUUGAAAAAAUACGUGUCGUGACUUUGGAGAAAGUUCGUCCCAUUUUUAGCCCUACCGUCACAGCUCCAGGGGAAACAAUGGAGGCUCUUCGUAAAAAAGAAAAGGCAGUACGAGAAGAUGAUGCUCGAAGACGAAGUGAGAUCGAGGAUCAGAAACAGGAUCUUUUGAUUGCUCAAGAUGAGUUCAAUAAGAUUAAAUCUGAAUGGGAAGAGCAAGUUUCGAAAGAGAAGGCUGAUCUCUAUCGAAGAGAAUCAGAGAUUGCUGAGAAAUGGACCAAGUUAAGAGAUGUAGAGUCUCGAGCUGGUCGUCUGCCUGUUAGUACGCCUACGAGAAUCCCCUAUGAAAAGGAACCAAAAACACCAAACUCUUUUGAAUCAGUGUAG